Messenger RNA from Sphenostylis stenocarpa, 327 nucleotides. NCBI's taxonomy places the organism in Eukaryota, Viridiplantae, Streptophyta, Magnoliopsida, Fabales, Fabaceae. The record is from the annotation of a GenBank genome assembly.
AUGCAAUGGAAUGAGCGUUUUGUUGGUUUCGGAGAGAGGCAGGGCGGGCAGGGCAGACACGCCGUCUUGUUUCGGUCGAAGCAGGUAUUUAACUGGAUUUAUCAAAAAUUUCGUGUGGAAGGACAUUUGGACCAAGCUGAGACAUUGAAGUGGGUUUGGUCACAGAUUGUGAGACAUGGCAUGAAUCAGCAAAUACAAUAUACAUUCUCAUUGUUUCAACCAUUGAAGCCUCAAGGCCUGCAUCUGCAUUCUCCACUUACUGACCCUUUACGCCAGAGGUUCUGCAAGUUUGGAGUUUUCCAAGAUCUAGAUGAGUUAAAAGUCUAA